AUGCCUCUAACCAUCCUCUCUGAAGCCCAAGUCCGCUCACUACUCCUCUCCCUGACCCGCGACGACGUGCUCGCCCUACAACAGAACAUCGCCGAGGCCCUGCGCGAAUAUUCCACAGGCAGUCAAGAUCAAGGCUGCGCUGCGUCGUACCAGCCUCAGCGAACAGCAAUCACACGCAAGGAUGGCACAACAACUGUCUUUAUGCCUGCGAGCACAGGAAAAACGACAGGCAUAAAAAUCAUCUCUGCGCGUUUGGACCCAAGAGCAGUAGCUAAUCCGGCUGACGCGUUCAAGCCUGGAUGCUCGAUCGGCCAGGAUUUGACGGCGAGCAGGCAGUCAGCCAAAGUGUCGCUGUCGGCGGAUGAUUACUCGUCGAGGAGGUCGAGUAGCUCGCUGUCGACGGAUAUGGGAUCUAUGUCUCUGACUAGUACUACUACUACUACUACUUCGUCGUCUCAGGACGGUAGCAACGAAAAAGAUGACGAUGAUGACGAUGACUUUUCGAGCUCGUCGUUUUCGUCCGAUGCGCCGAGUAUCAACCACCAGUCACUGAACCCAAACAACCCGAAACAAUCGUCAAUGGGAUACGGACAACGCAUCGACACCAAAGGCUGGAUCCCCGCCGGCGCACGCGAUUCCUCACCCCGCGGCGCCCUCACACUUCUCGGUGAAGACGGGCUCCCCUUUGGCCUCGUCAGCGCACAAGAACUCACCGCGUUUCGCACGGCGUUGACAUCUCUCUGCGUCUUCAACAAACGCAAACACGUCAAGAACCUGACCGUGUUUGGUGCAGGCAGGCAAGCAUACUGGCACAUUCGCUUGGCUUUACUCCUACGUGGACCCGAUAUCAAACGCGUUUACAUCAUCAACCGCUCCUUUGAGCGCGCCGCAGAGCUUUUACAGGAUAUCUACAGUGCGUCCAACGCCUCGUGGCGCGCGCACGUCAAGUUCUCUGCGUUUAGUAGUGAUUUUGUCGAAUAUGACCGGUUGCUGCGCGAGGCGGUGCGCAAGGCAGAUGCCAUCUUUUGCUGCACGCCAUCUUUAACACCGUUGUUUCCGGCAGAGUGUCUGACGUCGACCGAGGGGAAACGAAAAGGUCGGCUGGUCAGCGCCAUCGGCUCGUACAAACCGCAUAUGACGGAGCUUCAUCCGGAUAUUUUUCGGAAUGAGGUCAAGCCGCACAACCACUCGCAUCACCAUCACAAACAUGCGCAGCGCGGUGGGGUUGUGUUGGUUGAUAGUCUUGAGUUGUGUCUUCAGGAAGCUGGGGAGAUUGUGCAAGCAGAGCUGAAACCCAACCAGCUGGUGGAAAUUGGCGAGUUGAUGAUUAUGAAGCAGGCUGCCAGACUGGAAGUUGAAGCUGGUGGUGAGGUUGAAAAGGGGUUGCAGAAGUGGCUGGAGAGUGGGAAUGUGGUUUACAAGAGUGUUGGAUUGGGACUGAUGGAUCUGGUCACCGGUGGUGAUUUGGUUGCUUUGGCGAGAGAGAGGGGGGUUGGCACUGUUGUGCCGGAUUUUUAA
Molecule: messenger RNA, 1518 nt
Organism: Talaromyces rugulosus
Lineage: Eukaryota; Fungi; Ascomycota; Eurotiomycetes; Eurotiales; Trichocomaceae
Exons: 1
Coding region: 1-1518 (505 amino acids)
Cellular component (GO): cytoplasm
Source: RefSeq, a predicted model, not a curated record